Molecule: messenger RNA, 2763 nt
Organism: Naumovozyma dairenensis CBS 421
Lineage: Eukaryota; Fungi; Ascomycota; Saccharomycetes; Saccharomycetales; Saccharomycetaceae
Exons: 1
Coding region: 1-2763 (920 amino acids)
Biological process (GO): protein phosphorylation; intracellular signal transduction
Molecular function (GO): ATP binding; protein serine/threonine kinase activity
Source: RefSeq, a predicted model, not a curated record
AUGCAAACUCUAUCACCAGGCAAUCCUCCUGUACCGUCUUAUAUUGAGGCCACCGUUGGUCAUUCCAUCACAGGCAACAAUAACAACAACAACAACAACCAUCACCAUUAUAGUCAGAAUUCCACAAACAAUCCAUUACCAGACAUAUAUGUUCAAACAGCUAUAACAAAUGAAGGAGAGUUAGAAGUUUAUCCUCUUUAUAGUAAUGAUUAUUGCAAUCAACUUAUCAAUGAUAAUCAUGCCAGUGACAAUGUAUCCGGGUCAAGUUUGAGGACUUUAUCCACUAACAAUAGUACUGCUACCUCUAGUAAUAAUAAUUUUACAGGUUUACAGCAAGAUCAUCAUCAUGAAGGAAGUCAAGAUGUCAAUGAGCAAAGACAAUUAAUGCAAUUAUGGGAUUCUCAUACCGAUAUCUCUGAUCGUCAUUCCACUUCAGUUUCCUCUGAUUCUCCAAUGGAUUUAUCUCAUUUGACAGAAACAAGAAUGGGCACCCAUGGUACCAUAAUCAGAUCAACAAAUGGAACUAAUGGAAGAGAAACAAGGUUAUUUAGUCCAAAUCAUCUUGGCUUACCCUCAUAUGCAGAAUCAAUGGUGGUUAGAACAAAGACAAUUUCUUCAAAUGGAUCAAGCGCAAUUACUACUGAUCAUAAUACAGAAAGACAAGAUGGAAGAGACAGAACAAUUGACGAAUCGAUAAUGAACGAGAAGAAAAACAAGAAGAAGAAUAAAGAGAAACGAAAUGAUAAAAAAAAUAUUCCUCCUUUAGCUUGUAUAAUACCGUACUCUAUUCCAAACUCGAAAAAUAAUAAUGAUGCAUAUAACAAUAAACAAGAGAAUAAUAAUAAUAAAAAUGGUAGAAGCGCAAUGAUGAUUCUAACCAGAACAGGUAGUUUAUCUGCAUCUAAUGGGAAUAAUAAUAGUAUAUUACCAAAUAAUGUAUCGACAAUUGAUUCUAAUGUGAUUUCUUCUCCCAUUGUGGAUUCUGUGGAACCUAGAUUUAUCGUAUCCUUAGAUAAAUUUCAAAAUUCUAAUUUCUUUCAUGAACAAUUAUGUGUGAAGGAAGAAGAAGAAGAAAAAAAAGAGGUGGAUCGAGAAAGGGUACUUAAGAACAAGACUAAAAAUAGCAAGGAUAACAAAAAAAGGACAAAAUCAUUGAGUUCACACAUUGGAAAUUUAUUUUCAUUCAAUAGUAAUAGUAACACCAACAACACAAUUCAAAAGAAGGAAAGAAGACAUUCAUCAUACCAUUUCUACUCAAGACGUAAAUCUAGUACAAGAAGAAGAAAAAAUAGUACUAGUAACGUUAGUGGUAACGGUGGCGGUAUGCAACAUAGUAUACUUGUUAGUGAUGAUAAUAGUAGUGAUGAUAUAGAAACUAUGAUAGCAAAAGAGGAAGAAAGACAAAAUAAUCCUUAUGGUAAUAAAUCCACAAAUUUAGAAUCAUUAAAACCGUCAAAGAUAUCAAAAAUUCAUCAUGGGUUUCAUAAGAAAUAUAUUGAAAUUAAUGAAUUAGGUAGUGGUGCCUCUGGGUCAGUGAAAUUGAUUCAAAGGAAAAAUGAUGAUUCUGUAGUCUAUGCAAUGAAACAGUUCCGUAAAAGGGUUAUCUCGAAGGAAACUAAACGGGAUUAUAUUCGUACUAUUACUUCAGAAUAUUGUAUUGGAAUCAAUUUAAAUCAUCCGAAUAUUAUUAAGACAUUAGAAUUGAUUUAUGAAAAUGAUGAUAAAACUGAUUGUUCUAAUGAAUUAAGAAUUUGUCAAAUCAUGGAAUAUUGUAGUUAUGAUCUUUUUGCCAUAACUAUGUCCGAUUAUGCAACUUAUGAUGAAAUUUGUUGUUAUUUCAAACAAUUAAUGAAUGGGGUAAAUUAUUUACAUAGUAUUGGAUUAUGUCAUCGAGAUUUGAAAUUAGAAAAUUGUGUCAUUAAUGAUUAUGGUAUUUUGAAAAUCAUUGAUUUUGGAGCAGCUGUUGUUUUCCAAUAUCCAUGUUCAAUGAAUUUAAUUGAAGCUAGUGGUAUCCUUGGUAGUGAUCCAUAUUUACCACCUGAAGUUUAUCAUUUCACACAUUAUGAUCCAAGACCUGUUGAUAUUUGGUCAUGCGCUAUCAUAUUUGUUUGUAUGGUUUUGAAGAAAUUCCCAUGGAAAAUCCCUAAAUUGACGGAUGAAUCAUUUAAGAUGUUUUGUAUGGGUAGGGAAUCAAAUUCAUUGAUUGAAUUAUUGACUAAACCUAAUCUAAGAGUCAAGAACAAGAAGAAUGGAUCAUCAUCUUUGUCGAAUGAUUCCGAUACCUCAUCAGUGGAAUUGGAAUCCUAUAUCGAAGAUGAAACGUAUUCAAUUGAUGAUAAUAAUGUUCAUAUUGGUAAAUUAAGAGUGUUGCAUGCUAUUCCUGAAGAAUGUCAACCUAUGAUAGGUAAGAUGUUAGAAUUAGCACCCACAAGGCGUGCAACAUUACGUGAAAUUCUAGAAGAUUCAUGGAUUGAAACUAUAGAUAUGUGUCAUUUGUUAAAUGAAGAAGAAAUUGAAGAAUGUAAGUUCAAUGAUCUAAAUGACAAAGAUGGUGAUAUGAAAUAUAAAUUUAUUUAUGUGGGAGAAUCACAUAAUCAUACAAAAGUGCAACCGGAGAAGGCACAUAUUAACGGAUUUUUACGAAAGGAUGAAAAGGAGCAAAAUACGAAGGAGGAAGAAGAUGAUGCAAUCCAAGAAGAAGGCGAACAAUAUGAAGGAUCUGAUGUUGAAGUACAUUCGUUAUAUUCUUUCUCCUCCUACUAA